This is a messenger RNA of Cydia pomonella (codling moth), 3338 nucleotides long. RefSeq lists its product as uncharacterized. The transcript has 2 exons. Gene Ontology annotation, biological process: DNA integration. Bases 522 to 3158 code for a protein of 878 amino acids. The record is from RefSeq and is a predicted model, not a curated record. NCBI's taxonomy places the organism in Eukaryota, Metazoa, Arthropoda, Insecta, Lepidoptera, Tortricidae. Gene Ontology annotation, molecular function: nucleic acid binding.
CCGUGCAUCAUUUGGGGCGGGCGAGCCGGGGCCGGGCGGCGGCGGACGGCGGUCGAGCGGCGGGAACAGCGGGCCGCGGGAAGAUAACGGUCGGCGGCGGUCCAAGCGCCAUGAGCGGAGCGGGCAGCGGAAAGAUGCGAGGCUUCGGUCAAAAUAAUAAUAUGGAUUUAGAUGGAACGUGUAAGGGUGCGGAUUAAAGCAUGAAGCCGACAGAUGCAAAUUCAGGAAGUAUGUCUGUCGAGUAUGUAACCAAGAAGGACACUUAAAAAGGGUGUGUCCUAGGCUGCGCGGAAGUUCGUCCCUAUACAACGUGACGGAAGAGAAGGUUGUGUAUUUGGACCAUUCGGACAGCAGCGAAAGCGACGAGUUCCAGAUACUGUGAGGUGUUUGCGGAGGGCUUGGGCCGGUUCACCGGGGGCACGGUCGGGUUCCACCUUCGGCCGCACGCGCGGCCGGUGUUCCUGCGCGCGCGCCCCCUGGCGUACGCGCUGCGCGAGCCGGUGGAGCGCGCGCUCGAGCAGAUGGUGCGCGACGGCAUCAUCACGCCUGUCGCCACCUCCGACUGGGCCACGCCGAUAGUGCCGGUAGUUAAAAAAGAUGGCACCAUACGGGUAUGUGCUGAUUUUAAGUUAACGCUAAAUAAAAGUUUAGAAGUGGACCACUAUCCUUUACCGAAAGUAGAAGAUUUGCUAACUAAAUUGCACGGGGGAAGUAAGUUCACUAAAUUAGACCUGUCGCAAGCUUACGCCCAGUUUGAAUUGGAUGAUGAGUCUAAGAGAUAUACGGUAAUUAACACCCACAGGGGUUUAUUUAUGUACAAUAGACUGAUAUAUGGGCUAGCCUCUAGUCCCGGUAUUUUCCAGAGGAAACUCGAGCAAUUGUUUGCGGAUAUGCCUCGGGUCGGUGUCUUUCUGGACGAUUUGAUUAUAACAGGGGUCGAUGACCGCUCGCACAUAGACACGCUCAACGAAGUGUUUGAAAGGUUAAGGAAAUAUGGUUUAAGAGUUAAAAAGGAUAAAUGUACGUUUUUUGCUGACUCGGUAACAUAUCUUGGAUUCGUAAUUAGUAAGGACGGCGUGCAUACAUGCCCUGAAAAGAUUGAAGCGAUCAAGCAGGUACCGGUUCCAAAUAAUGUAGCAAAGUUACGGUCAUUCCUAGGGUUAGUGAUGUAUUAUGCUAAGUUCGUUCCGAACAUAAGCACUAUACUAGCGCCUCUGUAUGGACUUUUGCGGAAAGAUGUGAAGUAUGAGUGGAGUGAAGCUUGCAUGCGCGCGUUUAGUGAGGUAAAACAAAUGUUGAUUUCUGGCGAUAUAUUAGCACAUUAUUCGCCAGAUCUUCCCCUAAUUCUGACCACUGACGCGAGUAGUGUGGGGGUGGGUGCUGUCAUAUCGCACCUUGUGCCCGGCGCCGGCGACACUAGCGCCACCGAGCGACCAAAAGCGUACGCAUCGCGUGUGCUUAACGCCGCAGAGAAGUCGUAUUCGCAAAUUGAACGAGAGGCACUUUCAAUAAUUUAUGGAGUCCGAAAAUUUCACCAAUACUUAUAUGGUAGAAAAUUUAUUCUAAGAACGGACCAUAAGCCCUUGGUGACAAUUUUCGGCGAUAAAGUAGGGGUACCCGUAAUGGCUGCAAGUCGUAUGCAGAGGUGGGCGGUUAUUUUAGCUGGUUACGAUUAUACCAUCGAGUAUGUGCGGAGUGACGGGAACGCGGCCGAUGCUUUAUCUCGCUUGCCGGUGGGUAAGGAGAAGAGCGAGCGGAAAGAAGUCACAUAUUUAAAUUUUAUCCAAAACUUCCUACCGAUUACGAGGAAAAUGGUACAAGAUCACGUUAGUAAGGAUGAAGUACUAAAGAAAAUAUUCCUGUUUUUACUGUCCGGCUGGCCUACUAGUUGUAACGAUAACGCCCUUAAGCUGUAUUACCUGCGGCGCAAUGAAUUAUAUAUAGACCGGGGUUGUAUAAUUUGGGGCUAUCGGUUAGUGGUUCCAGAGGCUUUGAGAGAUCACUUACUCAAAGAGUUACAUGUCGGUCAUUUAGGUAUCGUGAAAAUGAAGAGUCUCGCCCGAAGUGUGAUGUGGUGGCCUGGAAUAGAUAGUGAGAUCGAGGAGUUAGGUAAGCAGUGCACGACGUGUGCCCUAGAGGGCGCUGCGCCACCGCGAGCGCCGCCGCAACCGUGGCCGUAUAACCCAGAGCCCUGGUCGCGAUUACAUAUUGACUUCCUAGGACCUUUCCAUGGCGAAACUUUUUUAGUCAUCAUAGAUUCAGCAACGAAAUGGUUAGAAAUAUUCAAAAUGGCUAAAACUACUGCGAGGGGAGUUAUUAAAUCGUUACGGGAAACGUUUGCUCGUUUUGGGCUGCCUUUAGAAGUAGUUUCGGACAACGGUCCUCCGUUCACGUCUAAGGAGUACGCACAUUUUAUGGAAAUUAACGGCAUCAAAAUGACAUUUACGCCAGCUUACCACCCAGCCUCCAAUGGCGCUGCGGAGAAUGCGGUUAAGUUAUGUAAGCGAGCUAUUAAAAAGGCACUUCGAGAUGGUUGUGAUGUGGAUGAAGCUCUUCAAGCAUAUCUCAUGAUGUACAGGAACGUUGAGCAUAGUUCUACAGGGUCAGCCCCAGCUAUGCUGUUACAACGUAGACGACUACGAUCGAGGCUAGACUUGUUAAGGGGUACUCGGCAGGUCGAGUCUAGGGUACAGCAAGCUCAAGAUAAACAAGUGUUGAACGCGGGAGGGAAACCUAGAGAACUUAACGUGGGCGAUUCAGUGUGGGCGCGAGAUCACGCCGGGGGAAGCUGGUUAAGUGGUCAGGUUAAGGAGAAAGUAGGUUCCCGGAAUUUUAUUAUAGCUAGGGAAAGUGGUCCACAACUAAAAAGACAUUUAGAUCAGAUUAAAAGACGGCGUAGCAGUUAUACAGUGACCCUGUCGGAUGUGUCGGAGACGGCGGCAGGCGAGGAAUCCGCGGUUAAUGACACGGAGGCGACUCAGGGUUCGCGCGCGCCGGAACCUGUGGUUCAACCCGAUCUUAAGGAACCACCCCAGCUAUCUGUAGAGACUGUAUCCCUGAACACAGGACCCAGUCACACGGAAUGUAAUGAGUCCCCUUUGGGCCGACCCAAGCGCAUGCGUAAGGCCGUGCAAAGAUAUGGCUUCGAGUUUGAUUAAAUUAUUAUGUAUUAUGUAUCCUAGUUUUGUUGUCACUCGCUUUACUAGUAAGUAGGUAUAAGCAAAACAUGUAUUAGUAAUUAAGGGUGGAGGUGUAAUGUAUGUGGGUAGACUUAUGCUACCACAAUAGAGGGUAGAUUUCGUACCUGUCUUUGUCGAUCGAUUAAAUGCAAUACCGAA